AUGACUACUGCGAAGAAUACAAUCGUUGAAACAAACAGUGAUAAUGUGGAAACAUUUUCUCUUCUUUGGCUUGAUGCAGAAGUCAAUACAAAAGAAGAGAACAAGCAUGCCCAAAAGCGACUUCGUUCAAUUAUCAAUCAUCUUAUAAUAUUUCAUGAUCAAAACGAAUGUCAACAAUAUAUUACGUCUUCCUCUGAACAAGAUCGAAUUGUUCUUAUCAUUAGUGGACGAUUAAGCAAAGAAUUAAUUCCUCACAUUCAUCAUCUUCGACAGAUCUCAGCUGUUUAUAUCUAUUGUUGGGAUAAACAAGCAUAUAAACACUGGGCUAAACAGUUUAAUAAACUUGAUGAUCUGAUUAAUCAAAUCACACUCGAUCAAAAAGAUCGAGGAAAACUGGAAGAACCAAUGUCUGUGUAUAUUUACAAUAUUAGUGGUAAUGAAGAUAAAUCCACAACUGAACUUAAUGGUCAUUUUAUUCAUUCACUAUUAUUAAUCGAUGUUCUUAUUCGAAUAAAACCUGAGGAUGCUGACAAAAAUAAAUUCAUUGAAGUUUGCAAAGAUAAAUUUUAUGACAAUGACUAUGAACUAAAUAUCAUUCGUGAAUUUGAACUUAAAUAUAAAUCUAAAAAAGCUAUAUGGUGGUAUACUCGUGAUGCAUUUUUAUAUAGAAUGUUAAACAAAGCUUUGCGAGUACAAAACACUGAAUUAUUAUUACUAUUUCGUUUUGUAAUUCAUGACAUUUUUCAACAAUUGAAAAAACAUCAAUGUCAAAAUUCUGUUCGGGUGUAUCGUUAUCAAAGUAUGUAUGCUGAUGAGUUGAAUACUAUUAAACAAUCGAUCGGUCAAUUGAUCUCGAUUAAUUCAUUUUUUUCGACUACUGCUGAUCGUGACGUAGCAUUAAAAUUUUCUAAUCAUUCGAUGAUUUCGAAUGAUUUACAUCGAAUAUUAUUUGACAUUACAGCUGAUCCUCAUGUUGUGAAAUCAAAACCAUUCGCUGAUAUUAGUUUACUCAGUUACUUCAAGCAGGAGUCUGAAAUAUUAUUUAUGGUUGGAUGUAUAUUUCGUUUGACUAAUAUUUAUCGGGAUGAUAAUGAACAAAUCUGGAUAAUUCAAAUGCAGUUAGCAGAAGUUAAUGAUAAUGAGUUGAAAAAACUUUUCGAUGAAUUGAAGGCAGACUAUGGAGGUGGUGAGAACGAAGUUGAUCUUAAAUCUGUUGGUGAUGUACUACAGCAUAUGGGAAAAUAUGAUUCGGCAGAGAAAAUAUAUAUAGAUCUGUCUCAAAAGUAUUCUUCCGAUGAUACUUCAUAUUCUCAGUUAUGUUUCUCAUUUGGAAUGCUGUAUAAAGAAAGAAAGAAUUUUGAUCGCAGUCUUCACUGGUUUCAGAUAGCGUUGGAAAGGAAAAUUCGUACGGGACCAUCUGAUUUGAUCUAUAUUGGUGGUCUGCAUUGUUGUAUUGGGAAUAUUCAUUUAGAAAAGAAUGAUUUCAAUGAAGCGAUGAAAUGUUACAAUAAAGGAAUGGAUUGCUACAAUCGUGCGAAUGCUACGAAUCAUCCAGAUAUGGCCUCUUGGUAUCAUGGUGUUGCUCGUAUUUACUGUGCUUGGAAGCAAUACUCAGAUGCAUUGAACUAUUAUCAAAGCUCAUUGAAUAUUCAACAACAGCACUUAUCUUCUAAUCAUCCAGAUACAGCUUUAAAUCAUGUUGGCAUAGGUGAUAUUUAUCGUAUUGUUGGCCAAUAUCAGAAUGCCCUGAACCAUUACAGAAAAUCGCUCGAUAUUAGAAUGAAAUCAUUACCUCCUCAGCAUCAAGACAUUGGUUCGAGUAAUAAAAAACUUGGUCAGUUAUAUGAGACGGUGAAUAAUUUGAAAGAAGCAUUAGAAUAUUAUAAAAAAGCAGCCACUAUCUAUUAUCAGUCUUUACCACCUCAACAUUCAAAUAUAAUCGAAAUUAAAAAAGACAUUGAACGUGUCAUGUUAAAAUUGAAAUAA
Messenger RNA from Rotaria sp. Silwood2, 1986 nucleotides. The record is from the annotation of a GenBank genome assembly. Lineage: Eukaryota; Metazoa; Rotifera; Eurotatoria; Philodinida; Philodinidae.